Molecule: messenger RNA, 528 nt
Organism: Actinia tenebrosa (Australian red waratah sea anemone)
Lineage: Eukaryota; Metazoa; Cnidaria; Anthozoa; Actiniaria; Actiniidae
Product: endothelin-converting enzyme 1
Biological process (GO): protein processing
Cellular component (GO): plasma membrane
Molecular function (GO): metalloendopeptidase activity
Source: RefSeq, a predicted model, not a curated record
CUCUAUUAUAUGCAUUUAUUCAAGGUAAAAGCCGACUGGGUAAACAACUGUGAGUAGCAUACUUAAGAUAAGUAAACGCUUCGAAAGCCAAACAUGGCAGACCAAUCGUUCAUCGAAAAACAAAGCGAUGGAGAUGGAGCAAGGGUCGUUGGCGUCUCCUACAAGAUUCGUAAGAUUGGCUUUCCAGUAGCCGUAGUGUUAUGCGUUCUGUUGCUCGUUGUCUGCGUUGUGCUUGCCGUACUCUAUUCUCAAAAAGUUACUAAAACUACAAUAACUUCUAAAGAACCUGACUUCGAAAUCUGUGAUGAAGAACGCUGUUUUCGUCUUGGAAUGGAACUGGUCAAUAAUAUGGAUAAAAAGAUCGAUCCCUGCAAAGACUUCUACGCCUAUGCUUGUCAAGGAUGGGAAAACAAAAACCCGACGAAGAAUGGCUCCAUCCAUCCAAUCUCGACGACCCCAUCGUUAGGUGAAGACGACUACACUACUUUAAAGAAAGCCCUUGAAAUAGCAACGGCUAACUACUCUCAG